CGGCUAGUAUUGGCUUUUUAUUCUUAACUAAUCUAAAGCUAUCCUAACACCAAAUCUGAUACAUCGUCAUCGACUAGUUCCAGUUUUGAGUUUUCAAUCCUAAAUUCAUCAUCUGACCAUCGUCGCUUCUGCACCCAUUGCUUUUUUUGCUUCGUAAAGUUUGUUUACUCGGGAGCUCGACACAACUGAUAUACAUCGUUGGCAAAGCGGUAAUAUGAUAUCUCAUCUAGAAGACACUCGGUUCAUUCUUACUAUGGAGUCUCGCAUCAACAUUGCCGUGUUUGGUUUGGGUCGUAUUGGGAAAGUUCAUUUCAAAGAUCUCUACAAUAGCUCGCGGGUCAAGAUAAAAUAUGUAGUCGAAGAAUUACACAGGGAAGCCGAGAAAUAUGUUGCGGACUAUCAGGUUGACACGAAGGUAGCUCACACAAGCGACAUGCAAUCUGUGCUGAGCGAUGAAACACUCCACGCAUGUGUUAUAUCGACUCCAAAUCAUACUCAUGCGUCUUUGGUACUAGCCAGUAUAGCUGCAGGAAAGGCUGUUUUUUGUGAGAAGCCUCUGGCUGACACUGUCGAGGAAAUCGAAAAGUGUUACGACGAAGCGAAGAAAAAGGGAGUCCCAUUGAUUUGUGGUUUCAACCGUCGUUUCGAUCCAGGGCUUCGCGAAAUCUACACACGUACAAGAGCUGGCGAUGUUGGACAGGUUCAAAUGGUGAAGAUUACCAGUCGUGAUUCGCCGAUGUCGCCCAUAGACUACUUCAAGUCAACGAAAGGAAUCUACCACGACUGCGCAAUACACGACAUCGAUUUGCUGACGUGGAUCUACGGAGAGAGACCGCUGAGCGUGUAUACGGCGGCUCAUAGCUUUAUCAAAGAAAUAGGGGAGUUAAACGACGUCGAUACAGUGGCGAUCGUGUUGAAGUUUCCUAGCGGAGGUAUCGGGAUCAUAGACCUCUCACGUUUUGCUUGUUUUGGUCAUGACCAACGCGUUGAGGUGUUUGGCAAUAAAGGAAUGCUUGUUCAAAACAACUACAAGGCUACGAACGUCGAAUUCUCCGGGAAAGAAGGCUCGUCGACUGGACGAAUUUUGAAUUCUUUCAUGGAGAGAUUUGCGAAAUCGUAUAAGAAUGUUAUCGAACAUUUCCUGGACGUAAUCCAAGGGAAAUGUGCGACGGAUAUAACGAAGGAAUCAAUCUUGCUUGUUAGUGAAAUUGUAGAGGCAUGCGAGAAGUCUCGUGCAUCAGCACAAGCGGUUAGGCUUCCUCAGGAGUAAAACACAUUUCAUACCAAUAGUAUAGUUUUCCGAAAAAUAUGACCGAACAGGCAAUGACUGAGCCAUGCCCAAAUUGCUGUCU
Molecule: messenger RNA, 1352 nt
Organism: Dendronephthya gigantea
Lineage: Eukaryota; Metazoa; Cnidaria; Anthozoa; Malacalcyonacea; Nephtheidae
Product: inositol 2-dehydrogenase-like
Exons: 2
Coding region: 215-1270 (351 amino acids)
Biological process (GO): NADPH regeneration
Cellular component (GO): cytoplasm
Molecular function (GO): nucleotide binding; oxidoreductase activity
Source: RefSeq, a predicted model, not a curated record